This is a messenger RNA of Xylona heveae TC161, 1751 nucleotides long. Its product is annotated as CHL4-domain-containing protein. The record is from RefSeq and is a predicted model, not a curated record. Gene Ontology annotation, biological process: chromosome segregation; CENP-A containing chromatin assembly. Bases 136 to 1593 code for a protein of 485 amino acids. The transcript has 2 exons. NCBI's taxonomy places the organism in Eukaryota, Fungi, Ascomycota, Xylonomycetes, Xylonales, Xylonaceae.
CAGCAACAUGAUUCAAUGUUAAUAAAAACACAUAGGAAGAUAUCUUGUUGAUGGCCACGAAAACGGUACCCUCGCUCACAGGACCGAUCAAUUGCCUUUCUUGAAACUCCGUCAUCUCAUGGAAGGGAUGCGCGGAUGGCCCCGCGACCGCGCUUGUCACUGCCCACGGCAGCGCCUCUUCCACACACUCUUCGCCUCCCCGCCGACCAUUCCUCUGUUUUACGAACGUUAAGCAAGCUUUCUCGGUCAUCAUUACUUGCGCUUGUGCAACAAUGGCUGCGACAGCCGGAUAAGUCGCUAUGUUCGCCUUGUCUCGCCGAGGAUGCUGAAAAUAAUGAUGCCGACGAUGACAUUUAUCCAUUAGCACAGAAUACGGAAGAGUUGCAAGACUUGUAUUUGAAGCUACAGGAGCGGAAAAGCGGAAAAAGAGACGUUAUUGAUCGCAUCCUUGAGGGCGACUGGCGACAGGGUAUUACACUAUAUCAGCUUGCUACAGCUGAUCUACUUUACCUACUGGAGCACAACUCCUCUCAAAAAUGGACAGCAAUGAAAUUGGCAUCAAUUGCAGGCCAGGAUGAUAACCUUACGAGAGAGGCCAAGGAAUCGCUUCCCCGGUUCCAUGCUCCUACAUUUUUACGCAAUCUCCAAUCCGAAGUGGCACCACUCGUGAAAGCACACUAUUACCUUGCGCGUGUAGAGCCACUGUCACUGGCUAUUCUUCGGGUUCAUAUUCAUGACUCUCCUUACAACAACCAGCGAUCCAUGCUUGACCACCUAUCAAAUGGUGCUCAGACAUCUGGAGACGGAUCUAGAGUUCUCUACGUUGUUUUUCCUGACAAUUGUCCAAUGGUUUACAUCUCGUUGAUUUCAUCUCCAGGGCAAGCCGCUGGAGUGGAAGGUCGUAAUCUUCGAAGAAUGGUUAUCGAGGCUUUACCAAGAGCAUUCUCUCGCUCAAGAGCUCGAUAUAGCUUGGAGUCAACUUCUCUCACUGCGAGGUCCUUAUCAGCACUUCUUGCCCUUCGGGGCCCGGGACGAGGUAAUAAUGCGGCUGGCGGGUGGAGCAUCUUUGCCGAGGGGACUGUUGAAGAUAGCCCGCUGAAUCAUGUCGAGCCAAGUAUGCGAGAACCCAUAGCGAAUGAGGAUUCAGAGCAUAACUCCGACAAUGAGAAAGUUGGUGACUCCAUCCCAGCCAAACUUCAAGCAAUAGGGUUGCCGGCUGCUGAUGAGGCAACCAAAAAGCGACUCAUCGAAAUUGCAGGAGGGCGCUUUGGCUGUACCGGAUUGGAAGGGGACGGUAAAGGUAUCGAGCGGCUGGAUAUUCGACUUAAAGAUCAAGGGUCUCGUGACGAGCAGCCGUCUGAGUCUCGAUUGUCAUUACAGCAAGGAACAGAACAAGAUUCGCUAUUGAAAACAUGGAGUCCACAGGUACAAUUGGCUUUUCACGGCUCUCACGUAAUCGCUGGCAUCCGUCGGCUUGUCGAGACUGGCGCAGUCGAUGGUGAAAAGAUGCCAAGCUGGAUGACUGGCGAAGCAGGUGUUAGUGUCGGUGUCGUACAGGAGGGAAAGAUCAAAGAUGACAAUCCUACCGUCUAAGUCCGGCGUGGUGACGCAUUUCAAUCUGAUUUCGCUGUAGACUUUUUUGUACAUGGCGUGGUGGGUAAACAAUAAUGGGGUCCGGCGCGGGCAUAGCUUUUCAAGGAUUCACUUGGAAUUUACUGCUGGCAGGAGGCGCUCUCAUAUCGGAACACCAU